AUGAGAUUUUUGUAUUUUUGUCUGUGUUUUGUCCUACUUCAUUUUCACGUGCUUUUACAAAAGUAAAAAUAUCGGCAUUAUUUUGUGAUUAUUUUUAAAUUAGUGUUAUUAUAAUUAUUGAAAAACAAACAAAUAAAUAAUGCAUAGGCUUCUGUCCGCAAAGAGCUUGUGCCAAAAUAAUUUCCACGGAGUUACAUUGCCAGCAACUAAUUCAUAUAAAAGUGUUUCCCUCACUCAAAUAAAAUGUUCUUUUUGCCGUAAAGUACUUUUAACUUCCCAUUGUACAGAGAACUUAUUCCUCGCGCGACACCAGUCUACUAGAACGGUUAAUGCUGUGAGAUCUCUAAAGAAGAAAACCAAACAUAAAGGAUACAAAAAGUAUGGUGAACUGUUACAGGUAAACGAAAGUAGCAUGACUGAAAUGAAAGUGUCUAUAAGCAAGUUAAACGCAUCUCACCUCUCUAAGCUAGCUUCCAGUCCAGUAUCCUUGGGGCAGCUUCAUCAAUUAACAACAAAACCACCCAAAAACAUUGAAGUUGAUAAAGAGCUCCUGCAGACUGUUAGAGAAAAGAUUUUAAAGAGACCAAAGUCAGAUAUCAAAUUAGAGGAUGAUAAAUGUGCACUGAUAUUCACAAAUCAUAAAAUAACUACUUUGGAAGAGAGAUUUAAAGCCAAACAGUACAUAGACAUGGUAAAGGAGAGCUAUUAUAACUUUAGAAAAGCUACUAUUUAUGACCAAAGGUUGCAGGACCUCAGAUAUGCAAUAAAUGAAGGAUUGAAUCAGGAAUUUGACUUUGAGACAAAGUCUCAGAUGCUAAAUGCUGAUCCAAAAUCAUUACCAAAAGGUCCACAUGCAGUUUUUAGAGAGUUGUUUAUUGAUAACCAGUUAGACAGUUAUGACCAGGAGCUCAUGAGUCACAUUGCAAACUUACAGAUGCAAGGUUUAUCCCACCCUGCUAUUGAUGAAAUCUGUGAUGAUUCAGUACACACUGAAAUAGGAGAUGUAAAAGAGGACUCAAAUAUUGAAAAUGAAAUUGCCAAUAUCAAGAGUUUAAAUGUAAAGAAAAAACGGCAAGCAAUAAAACAGAAAAAGAAGAAGCUGCGUGAGAAACGUCGCGCCGCCAAAGAGGUACAUAUGAAGCAGGACAUGCGUGAGAUGGAACGGCGCGGCAAGCAGGACUCCCUGCACAAGCUGCUCACUUCACACCUGCAACUGCUUUGCUCCCUUGACAUGAUGAGCGAGGGUCGGCAAGUAUUACAGUAUUACCGGCAGAGAAGUGCCAGGGCGCCGGAACACCCCAAAGUCACCAGUGUCAAAGUUUACAACACACUUUUACAUGGAUUUGCUUCAUUGGGCCAACUAGAAAAUGUGAAAGAGUUACUAUCAUUCAUGUCAGAAGACCAAGUGGAGCCCAACGCUCAAACGUUUGCUGCAAUAUUUGAGUGUGUUGAGAGAAGCGAUUUGAUAAAUAAAAACUUAGCGUUACAUUAUUAUCAUAGUCAAAUGCAAGAGAAGGGGUUAACACUAAACGACUUGCUAGACAAGACGAAAUUCCUCCAAAACCAACGCGAAGUGGUAUUAAAAGCUGUGCGUCGGUUAGACCCACAUUUUGAACCAGUAUACACCCCGCCAGCGCUAGACUACGACUGCCCCUUACUCGAGAAUAUUAAACUAGAGAAUGUGGAAAAUAGGAAGGGGUUACUGACGUCACCUGCGAGUGGUUUGCUGAGCUUAGAAGAUUUGAGGCUUAAGGGUAAAGAGCAGUUGGCAAUGGAAAUUUCUGGGGAGAUCGAGGUGCAGAAUAUUGCUGUAAAGGAUGAGACUACGAAGAGUGUGGAGAAAUAUAGAGAGAAAUACAACGCCAUCGAGAAGGAGUGGCGCGAUGUUAUUCACGAGGCGUUUACGCGCAACAUGAGCACGCUCAAAUCGCGCAGCAACGCUUCGCACUCCGCCAUCACGCUCUAUCCCUACCUGAAAGUUCUACAGAUUGAUCAAUUUGUAGAGCUGAUAAUGAGUGAAAUCAGCAAACUAGUAGAUGGCAGUGAGACAUACAGCCCUACGCUGAAAUUAUUGCAGAGGGACUUGGGAACUCAGGUUUAUAACAAGUAUCAAAUAGAACAAUUCCGACGUAACGGUGUUCUAGAAAAGAUCGAGCAAAUAUACGAGAAAUACUGCAAAUGGUACCUUGAAAGGCACCCAUUGGAUGACACCAAUAGGCCCUACAAUGGUAGACAAGCGUGGCAGUUACUAGUUCACCAGAACAGAGAAGGGGCUAGCUUGAAUGUCGAAGAAGCUCCUUGGCCCGUGGAAAUACGACAGAACAUUGGGAAAUUCCUCUACAACAUAAUCAUAAAUGAUGUUAAAAUUGACGUCAACAUGUUCAAACAGAAAGCGAAAGUGAAGAAGCUUCCAGCAGUAUACAAAGUCCACCGCCCUUGGGGCAGACUAGUACGGCUAGAACUCAAACCGCAUCCGGCACUAAGUCGAUUAUGGGCGUCGGCUGCUCGCCCACAACUCAAGAUGCGCGCCGCCCUAGCGCCCACGAGAGCGCCGCCCGCACCCUGGCUCGCGCCCACGGCCAAUGGCGCUUAUCUGCUCACCGCUACUCCUUUAGUCAGAAUGCCCUACUUUGUAAUGGCCCAGACUAAGAGGCUGGAGGAAGCACCACCCGCGUCGUUGUACCCAGUGCUGGACAGCCUCAACCAGCUGGGCGAAGUGCCGUGGCGCAUCAACCAGCCCGUGCUCGACCUGCAGAUGAAGAUAUUCAGGUCAGGCGGUGAUAAGAAAUUGGACAUCCCGCCUCCCUCGUCGUCGUUGAAUUUGUCGCAGUGGACGGCUACGGGCGACCAGCGCCCGGUGGCCGGCGACCAUAGCCCAGGUGGUGACCACGGCAAGGCCAGCGGUGACCACAGCCCCGCCAAUGCGCUGCGGCGCCGAGUGGCCAUCAACCGCGCGCGUGCUGAGAUGCACUCGUUGUGGUGCGAUGCAUUAUACAAACUGUCACUGGCCAACCACUACAGGGACCGUAUAUUCUGGCUGCCACACAACAUGGACUUCCGCGGUCGCGUGUACGCGGUGGGGCCGCAUGUGUCGGUGCUAGGAGCGGACGCGGCGCGAUCUUUGCUACAACUCGCUCAACAGAGGCCGCUGGGCCCGCGCGGUUUGAGCUGGCUCAAGCUGCACGCCAUCAACCUUACUGGCACUAAGAAGAGAAGUACUGUUGCUGAAAGACUGGCUUACGCAGACAGCAUCAUAGACAAGAUCCUGGACUCUGCAGACAACCCAUUGAAUGGACAAGGAUGGUGGAAGAAAUCUGAGGAGCCUUGGCAAACGCUCGCCUGCUGUAUGGAGAUCGCUAAUGCCAUGCGAUCGCCAAACCCCGAAGAGUACAUGUGCGGGUUCCCCGUACACCAGGACGGGUCGUGUAACGGGCUGCAGCACUACGCGGCGCUGGGCGGCGACGCGGUGGGCGCGGCCGCCGUCAACCUGGCGCCGCGCGACAAACCGCAAGAUGUUUACAGCGAAAUUGCCGCUCUGGUGGAAAGCAUGCGAGUGAGAGACGCGGCGGCCGGUGUGCCCGCUGCUGUAAUAUUAGAGAACUUUGUCCGACGAAAAGUCAUCAAGCAGACUGUCAUGACUACUGUGUAUGGAGUCACCAAGUUCGGAGCUCGAUUGCAAAUCGCCAAGCAACUCAAAGAUAUCGACGACUUCCCUAAAGAUCAAGUAUGGCCGUGCUCGCAAUAUUUGACGUCGCGAACGUUCGACUCCUUGCGAGAGAUGUUCUCUUCCACAAAGCUGAUACAAGACUGGUUUACCGACUGCGCCAAAGUGAUAUCGGGCGUUUGCGGUGAGAGUGUGGAGUGGGUGACUCCACUAGGGUUGCCAGUUCUGCAGCCGUACUACAGACGCGGGCCUCCCACUAACAACUCCGCGCAGCACUCGCCCGCUGCACCCGUCGACCUACACCAGCGGCCGUGCACAAUGAAGCAGCGUAACGCGUUUCCGCCCAACUUCAUCCACUCUCUGGACUCCUCACACAUGAUGCUGACUGCACUGCACUGCGAAGCGGCCGCUGUCACCUUCGUCUCCGUGCACGACUGCUUCUGGACGCACCCCGACACUGUGGACCAGAUGAACCAGAUAUGUCGCGAGCAGUUUGUGGCCCUGCAUUCGCAACCGAUUUUGGAAAACCUAUCCGAAUUCCUUGUGAAACGAUACAGUUACCCAGAGAGUGAACUUGAAGACGGCACUAUCGGCGCAGCAAACAAAGAGAGAGUCAACGCGUUACUGAAAAAAGUUCCAGAAAAGGGAGACUUCGACAUCAACAGUGUGCUCGACUCAGUAUACUUCUUCAGCUAGUUCCGUUCCGUAGUAGACUGGACAUGCGCGUAGAACAAGAUCCCAGGACCGCCAGACAUUACUUAUGUAUUUUCUGAGAAAGUAUGUGUGUCCUACACAUAUACUUUCUCAAAGUAGUGCUAAGGCGGACACAAGUUAUCGGACGUGUCCGUAAGCCGUGGUCACGUCUGUGGCAGUUGUGGAAGAUAGGUGUGCAGUCGUUUGGGACGCGGGUUACGAACUCAUCCGAGCGUUUUCGGCUGUGAAAAACAUCCAGCGGCCCAGAAUGGGGAUGAUGCCUAUGUCAAAAAUAAAUUAUUUCUUAGUAAUUAUUAAAUAGAGUGUCUUCCAAAAUUCGUAAAAUCCGCAUUUGAUGCUAGUUAUAAGUUUGCUAACCAAAUCUUAUGACGUCACAUCUGUGUAUUUCAUACAAGCUCCCAUACUAAACAAACGUUUUGACGUUUAAUAAAAAGUAGCUGAUUUGACUAGUAGUCAUUGUCCCUAUUCUAUCGAACGUCCAAGCGCUCAAGGACGUCCCAAAGUUACGUCCGCUACUCACGUCCGAUAGUUUGCGCAGUGUACAUUUUAUCAUCUAAGAUACCUAUAAAUCGCGGCGGUCACCCGCGUCCGAUAUAAUUUGUCUCCGUCUCUAGCGUUGUACUUUUGAAGUACGCAUAUCUGCUAGCUUGUGUCUACAGCCAAUCUAUAGGUAUUAGCAGGCGGUCCAUGGAUCUUGGAACAACGGUCCUGUGGCCGUAUCAAACUUGUUCGUAAUGCGUUUUAUGACUACUUUUGCACAUCAAGAACUGCCAAUAUUGACGACU
Maniola jurtina (meadow brown) is the source of this 5163-nucleotide messenger RNA. It is a transcript of the gene mtRNApol, whose product is annotated as DNA-directed RNA polymerase, mitochondrial. The record is from RefSeq and is a predicted model, not a curated record. Gene Ontology annotation, molecular function: mitochondrial promoter sequence-specific DNA binding; protein binding; DNA-directed RNA polymerase activity. Gene Ontology annotation, cellular component: mitochondrial DNA-directed RNA polymerase complex. Gene Ontology annotation, biological process: mitochondrial transcription. The coding region runs from base 140 to 4360 and encodes 1406 amino acids. NCBI's taxonomy places the organism in Eukaryota, Metazoa, Arthropoda, Insecta, Lepidoptera, Nymphalidae. The transcript is spliced from 24 exons.